CGCUGGUCGGGUUCUGCGGCCCGUGACAACCUGCCCUCCCUCGCCUCCGUCAUGUCCAGUUUCCACCUGGCGCCGGCUACGUGUUGACGACCGUCAGAGCACCAAACCGGAGCAGCUGAGAGCUUUGAGGCCAUGAAGGAGCUGCUGUUCCUCCUGCUGGUGGUGACGGAGGCGUCCUCCAGGUCUCACAGCAGCUGGUGCAAGCGUGGCUGCGACUGUCGGGGAGAUCUGAAGUUCACCAUCUGCUCUCGGGCGCACUUCACCCAGAUGCCCGGCAGAGUCCCCCCCGACACCGAGCUCCUGGACCUGUCCGACAACCGCAUCUCCGUCAUCCCCGAGCGCUCCUUCAACAACAACCGCAAGCUCAGAUUCCUGCUGCUGCAGAACAACAACAUCAGCAUGGUGGAGAACGGCGGCUUCUCGCAGAUGGAGUUCCUGCAGAAGCUGGACCUGAGCUGGAACCGGAUCUCCACGCUCUCUGAAGGUUUCUCCGUGGGUUUGGCCCUGCUGCGUGAGCUGCAGCUCGCCCACAACCGACUCACGGGCCUGGACAGCCGCAGCUUCCUGCACCUGGACGGCCUCCAGAGGUUGAACCUGAGCAGCAACAGCAUCCGCACCAUCCAGGUGAGGUCGUUCUCCUCCAUGAGCAGCCUGCGGCAGCUCCACCUGCAGGACAACCAGCUGAGGUCUCUGCGGAGCGGCAUCUUCUCCAUGCUGCGCUCCCUGGAGCUCCUCAACCUGGCCGGGAACCAGAUCGGCGACAUUGAGGUGGCCGUCUUCAAGCCGCUCACCAGCAUGACGCUGCUCGACCUGGCCAACAACCAGAUGUCCACCAUCUACUUCAAGACGUUCCUCAGCAUCCACACCUACAGCACCCACAUCCUGCUGGUGGACAACCCGUGGCAGUGCGACUGCGACCUGCAGAGAGUUUUCUGGAAGCUGCGGAGCAUCCAGAGGCUCUUCCUGGACGACUACUACAACCUGACCUGCGAGGAGCCGGCGGUCCUCAGGGACUACCGGCUGAUAGACGUGGACACGGAGCUGUGCCUCGCCGAGACCGUCACCGUGCUCAUCAUCUCCCUCACGGUGGUGAUAACCCUGCUGGCCGCCAUGCUGAUGGGCGAGAGGAAGAGGAAGAAGGAGAAGAGGAGGAAGCACUGGACGCAGCAGGGAGAGGUUUCAGAUGAGUCGGACUACUGAGUCUUUCCUUCUCAAAUAUAUCACCAUUAAGUCUUUUUAGGCUCUUUAUUCUCACAGUAAGACGAUAUUAAACUACAGCAUUUUGACUUUCAGGCAAUAUUUCUGUUGUUUCCACAUCGUUGCUUAAAUCCCACAAAAACAUCUGCUCGUCUGAGAAGAGAUUUGAGAUUCUGCGGUUCAUUUUGUCGGAUCUCCCAUCUGCUUCACACCCAAAAAAAAACAACGCUGUCGAAGAGAUUAUCCUAAAACUACUGUUGCAUAAUAUUUUAUGGUUAGUUUAUUCAUCAACAGGUAUAUUAAUAAAAAGGGUUUAUUGCCUCUUCUUUACAUGAGUGGAUGUGGUACAAUCAGUGUGUUUUCAAUGUUCCUGAUGUGAAGUUUAGAAAACAUUAAAUUGGAUGUUGUGACAUUUUAUUGACCAAAACUUAUUAUUUAAGAAUAUUUUUCAACGUUCACAUCAACAGUU
Molecule: messenger RNA, 1666 nt
Organism: Anarrhichthys ocellatus (wolf-eel)
Lineage: Eukaryota; Metazoa; Chordata; Actinopteri; Perciformes; Anarhichadidae
Product: leucine-rich repeat-containing protein 15
Exons: 2
Coding region: 133-1200 (355 amino acids)
Cellular component (GO): plasma membrane
Molecular function (GO): protein binding
Source: RefSeq, a predicted model, not a curated record